AUGCUGCAAACGCAAGAGUACUGCAAUGCGAUCGAAAUGCCCAUCAGACUAUGCGAACCCACGACGAUUGAUGCCAUUACUCGCAUUAUCAGCAUUGUGAGCGAUCCAGAGGCACCAUGGAAUAGUCAGGGGUCCAAGAUGCGCCCAGCACAUUUGAUUGAUCUUUUUGGCAAGUUCUACACUAGUCUGAAUCAGCUUCAACAUGUAGUCAAGUCAUUGGAGAACAGAUCUCGCCAGGCUGCCAAGAGCAUGCAAGAUAAAGUUAUUCAGAGCUGCAAGUGCGUUUUGCAGGCGCUGACAGAGGUGGCGAAUGUUGUGUUCACAUUGCCCGCAGCACGUCGCAGCUUCGAUGAUUUUUCUGAUGACGAAGACGAGGAACUUGAUGUGGCCUCAUUGACAAGCCUCUCGACGCCGUCAUUGACUGAUGACGAUCUCGAGCUUGCAACACUUCAUUCUGCAGAGUCAAGAAGUCUCUCCCUGACAGAGUCUCACUUUUAUAUACGGCGCAGCUCGGAGGCGACACGGACUGAUGGAGAGUUUGCCACGAUUCAAGCAGCAAUCCAAUGUACUUGUAAGCCUGCUUGCACGACGAAGUGCAAUCAGAAGACUAUCGAGUCCUUGGACAGCGAAUGGGCUCUUGCCUUUCUCGACAUUCAGAACCAGGAGAUUCGCACAUUACGAUCCGAGUCCUGGGCAACUAUCUCAGAUGCCGAGUCGUUCAGUAGCGCAUCCGUUGAUGGAAGCCAGUCAGGUGAAUCGAGCGACCAGCAUGAAUCCGAGGGCGAAGACGAAUUCAACGAAGGCCUCGCUUACCUCUCAUCCAUUUCACAAGUAACGCGUGCGCGCACCGUCAGCAUCACAAAAAUCCGUGCAAAACCACUUAUCCUGCAGUCUCGCUCACUUUCUCCGACUUGUCCGCGCUUUACACGGCGUCCAACCGAACCUGUCUCGCCAACGAGCAUCGACUCGGCCGCCACUGAUGUGAGUGACGACGGGCAGUACGUGCACUUCCUCGACAACAAGCCAGCGCCGAAUGAGCUCGAGCUGCUCUGGGGAAACGAUGACGGACUAUACAAUAUUCUUCACGUACCCAGGACGCUGUGCAGUGCCAAGCGAGCUGAACACGAGCGCAACUUUGGCAAGACAGAAGAAAUGCUAGUCUUUGACCGUCUGGCUCUUCAGAGCUAA
Protomyces lactucae-debilis is the source of this 1188-nucleotide messenger RNA. RefSeq lists its product as uncharacterized. The transcript has a single exon. NCBI's taxonomy places the organism in Eukaryota, Fungi, Ascomycota, Taphrinomycetes, Taphrinales, Protomycetaceae. The record is from RefSeq and is a predicted model, not a curated record. The coding region runs from base 1 to 1188 and encodes 395 amino acids.